Messenger RNA from Brassica oleracea var. oleracea, 941 nucleotides. Its product is annotated as zinc finger protein ZAT9-like. The record is from RefSeq and is a predicted model, not a curated record. The transcript has a single exon. Lineage: Eukaryota; Viridiplantae; Streptophyta; Magnoliopsida; Brassicales; Brassicaceae. Gene Ontology annotation, biological process: regulation of DNA-templated transcription. Bases 115 to 744 code for a protein of 209 amino acids.
UAUCUCUCAAUCUCUCUCUUCUCUACAACAGUCUCUUCAAGCAAAACUGGGACAAAUAAAACUUAAAAAGUCUUCUUAAGGUUUCUUUUUGUUCUGUUCUUGCUUCUUUGGAAGAUGCAGAAGCACAAAUGCAAGCUCUGUUCCAAGAGUUUCUGUAAUGGCAGAGCACUCGGUGGUCACAUGAAGUCCCACUUGGUCUCAUCACACACGCCCACUCGGAAGAAACUCAGUGACUCGGUUUACUCCUCUUCUUCUUCCUCCUCAGACGGUAAAGCUCUAGUCUACCGGUUGCGAGAGAACCCGAGGAAGAGUUUCCGGGUCUUCAACCCGGAUCCUGAGUCUUCCACCGCUUACAACAGCGAGACCGAGACCGAACCUGAGUCUGUGGACCCAGUUCGGAAACGGAGCAGAGCAGAGGUUUCCAAGAAGAAGAAGACGAAGAAAAGGAGUAAGAAGAGAGUGUUUGAGUCGGGGAAGAAGCAGAAGACGAGUCAUGUUAACUCGAACGAGUCUCAAGAACCGGCGAGUUCUGUCUCCGACGGUUCUCCGGAACAGGAUUUGGCCAUGUGUUUGAUGAUGCUAUCGAGAGAUACGAGGGAGAUUGAACUGAAGAAACAUGUUCUUGCAGCGGAAGAAACGAAGCCGGAGAAGAUACAUUUCCCGGAGCUCCGUCGUUGUGUGAUAGAUCUGAAUCUUCCUCCGCCGCAAGAAAGCGACAUUGUCACCGUAGUUUCAGCCAUAUAAUAACAGUUGGAGGUUUCAGAGAUUACUGGAUAUCAAAGCAUCUUCUUGAUUUGGUUUUCUUCAAGAUCGUUUAUUCUUUUAAAGUUAGAAAACGUUUAGUGGUUUUGGAAUCUUUGGACGAUCUUCAUCAAGCGAUGUACUUUUGAUGUAAGACACAAUUGAAAACCCAAGAAACAAGUUCUGUUUCUUGAUUUCUC